Molecule: messenger RNA, 1507 nt
Organism: Bombus pascuorum
Lineage: Eukaryota; Metazoa; Arthropoda; Insecta; Hymenoptera; Apidae
Product: very-long-chain 3-oxoacyl-CoA reductase-like
Exons: 5
Coding region: 225-1223 (332 amino acids)
Cellular component (GO): endoplasmic reticulum
Molecular function (GO): oxidoreductase activity
Source: RefSeq, a predicted model, not a curated record
UCGUCCUUCUUCUCGCACACGCGUGUGAUUACACAGAGUUUUCUCCCUUUCCUCCCGCGGAACAGCAUUUUUACUUACUUUUUAAUGAGCUUAAUCGUUUCACGGUCACGACAACGUCUCUAUCGUGUCAAAGAGAAACAACACGUUGAAUCGAGAAAGAAACUUCAUUAUCAUCGUCCUCGUCAUCAGCAUCGCCGAUCGAUUUCGACGAUAUCAAAUACAGGAUGACAUUGACGUGUUUGGAAAAAGCAUCGUUGGUCGUAUUAGCAGCGAUCGGACUGCGAUUUUUAUUACGAGUCAGCGUUCUCGUGUGGAAGAAACUAAUAGGACCGAGCUUCGGUUUUGGUAUCGACUUGAGGACGCAAGGUAAAUGGGCGGUGAUUACCGGCGCCACCAGUGGAAUUGGAAAAGCAUACGCGGAACAAUUAGCUGAAAAGGGUCUGAGUAUCGUGUUGGUUUCACGAAGUCAAGCGAAACUCGAGCAAGUCGCGGUUGAGAUCAAACAACGGUAUGGUGUGGAAGUUCGAAUCGUGGAAGCAGACUUGACCGAGGGACAGGCGGCUUACACGAGAAUCGCCAAAGCCACCGAAGAACUCGAGAUCGCCGUGGUGAUAAACAAUGCCGGGGCCAGUUACGACCAUCCAGAUCUGUUUAAUAACAUCUCGGAAGGAUGUCUAACGGAAAUAUUGCAGCUAAAUGUGGUGGCGGUAACGGGAGUCGCAAGAGCUCUUCUUCCGCAACUGUUCGAACGUAGAAAGGGCGUUUUGAUAAAUAUCAGUUCGGCGUUAGCGGUUAUGCCGUCUCCCUAUUUAUCCGUAUAUGCCGCUAGCAAAGCCUAUGUGCUCAAGCUCAGCUACGAUUUGGCCGCGGAAGCGGAACCACACGGCGUCACCGUUCAAUGCGUUACUCCCGGCCCAGUAGCCACCAAGAUGUCAAAGAUCAAGAAACCAACUUGGAUGGCACCAAAGCCAGAGGAAUUUGUAAAGGCUUCGUUAAAAACCGUCGGUCUGGAAUUGUGCACGACAGGUUAUCAGCCUCAUUACUUAUUAAUUGCUUUUGUACGCGGUUUACAAUGCAUCUGCGAGAAAGGUGCGCUCUGGUUAACUACCAAAAUCAUAUGUAACAUAAGAAAUCGUGCUCUGAAAAAAGACAAGAAGGGAACAACGGGCAGUGCUAAAGGCGCAGGUUCGAUCAGGGAGCACCAGUUACCCCUCGAUAAAUGAUACAUCACGCAACGCGAUAGACAUCGUUUGCUUUUAAACACGAUCAGCUUCGUCUAUACAUGUCUAUGCACGUAAUACGAAUAACGAAGAAAUCCAACACUUCUGCCACUUCAAUUUUGCCGCAUGGUAUGAAACGAAAUAUUAUAAAAUUCAAUUACUUUUUUAGAUUCAUUUCUAAGCUCUCUAAUUGUUUUUUGUUUUUUCUCUUUCUAAUUAAUUCUUGUACAUAUAUUAUUGUUCUAUAUUUAUAACUGUUGUACAAACGAAUAAAACGUCUGAUUGUU